Diospyros lotus (date-plum) is the source of this 1806-nucleotide messenger RNA. RefSeq lists its product as uncharacterized. Lineage: Eukaryota; Viridiplantae; Streptophyta; Magnoliopsida; Ericales; Ebenaceae. The transcript has a single exon. The coding region runs from base 267 to 1637 and encodes 456 amino acids. The record is from RefSeq and is a predicted model, not a curated record.
GUCUAGUUGCGCCAUGUGACCGAUCUCAUCACCCUCUCUCGUCCUCCACCUCCUCCUUGCCAUUAUUAAAGGCUUCUCACAGCGUCACUCACUUCCCCCUUUCACAUACAAAAUUCUGUAUCACUCUUUAUUACACACACACACACACACACUCACCCACUCUCUCUCUCUCUAAAAUCGUAGAUCCAGUCGUUGGGGUUGGGGGGCUCUGAAUCUUAGAAGGGCCUAUUAGAUCUGCGGAGCAAGAAAGACAGGGAUUGCAGAGCAUGGCUCCACUUCAGUACAACAGUUUCACCAAUCUACUUCUUCUGUACUCUGCCCUCUUCCUUUUCACUUCUCUCCCAAUUGUUUUAGCUCAGCCCCUGAGCCAUGGCGACUCCUCCCUGGCCACGAGAAGACUGCUGCUGGAGCUUCAGAAAGAAUCUCAAUCCUCCAUCAAGAAGAAAUCCAGCACCAACACCACUCUCUCAUCCCCCCAAAACCAAACCAAACUCAUCAAAUCCACCUCCACUUCCCCCCAAAACCAAACCAAAUUGAUCAAAACCACUGCUUCUUCCCCCCAAAACCAGUCUAAACUCAUCAAGCUCGCCUCAGAGACGGCCAAGAACAAGACCAAGCUCGUCCAAUCCGCCAAAGAUGCAAACCAAGAAAAGGCCAACCUUAAUAAAGCUCAGCUCAAGAAGCUCAACUCCACCGUCAAAUCCUCAAAUUCGACCAAGGUCAGUUCAAAUCUAGCCAAGAAGACACCGGAUCUAAUCAAGCAGAUCUCGCCCAAGAACAAGACGACCAAACCCAUUACAUCAAAACCUUCCCAAACUCAGUUGGACAAAAAGCUUUCCGAGCAGCUCAAAUCCAAAAACCCAGAAAAACCGAAACCCAAUCCAACAAAGACCCAGAAGCCUACGCAACCCAGCUGGGCAGACCAAGAUGAUGAAGACGACUUGGUCGCAGAGUUCAGGGAUCUAACCUCCAAAUUCCAGGAAACACUGUUGCCAGAUUUGGAGAGAAUUUCAACUACUUCCAAAGUUUACCUCACCAGAGCAAACAAGGAGAUCACAAAGGGGUUCAAGCCCAUUGUGGGCACCAAAUACGCCGCCACCGUCGCUUCCACAGUCUCCUUCGCCUUCAUCGUAAUCCCCUUGAUCUUAGUCUCUCUCAUAUUCCAUCGAAUCAAAGCCUAUUUCUCGCUGCAGAAGCUCCUCAUCUUCAUCCAAGUUUACCUCGCCAUAUACUUCUCGAUCCUGUGCCUGUCUUCGGUGGUGACGGGCUUGGAGCCGCUGAAGUUUUUCUACGCUACGUCGUGGUCCACGUACGUGUGCGUGCAGGUGCUGCAGACGCUGGCGUAUGUGUUGUACCUCCUGCUGCUGCUGAUGUACCUGGUGCUGGUAUUCUCGACGGAGACUGGGCCGGCCUCGAAGAUGUUGGGCCUGGGCCAGACUUUUGUGGGCUUUGCUGUCGGGCUGCAUUACUACGUGGCGGUUUUUCACAGGGUGGUGCUGCACCAGCCGCCCAAGACCAGCUGGAAGGUUCACGCCAUGUAUGCCACGUGUUUCGUCGUGAUUUGUCUGUUAGCCAGGGCCGACCGCAGGAAGAAGGCUUACUUGGAAGACGGUGGCGAGGAAGGCAAGAAGAGCUGAUUUUGCUUUUCUUUCUUUUAUAUUUUUUUUUAAUCUUUAUUUGGGUUAUGAUUUCGACAGAAGCGAGAAAUUUCGCUCUUUCCUUUGUUUUUCUUUUUUCAUUUUUUGGCAAUUUGCAUGCUAUAAAAAAAUGAAAUAAUUAUGAAUAAAAUAGAAAUGUUUAAUCUCA